Messenger RNA from Xenopus laevis (African clawed frog), 2723 nucleotides. RefSeq names its product major facilitator superfamily domain containing 2A S homeolog (gene mfsd2a.S). Gene Ontology annotation, cellular component: endoplasmic reticulum membrane; plasma membrane; membrane. Gene Ontology annotation, molecular function: lysophospholipid:sodium symporter activity; fatty acid transmembrane transporter activity; symporter activity. Gene Ontology annotation, biological process: fatty acid transport; lysophospholipid translocation; lysophospholipid transport. The coding region runs from base 656 to 2236 and encodes 526 amino acids. NCBI's taxonomy places the organism in Eukaryota, Metazoa, Chordata, Amphibia, Anura, Pipidae. The transcript has 14 exons. The record is from RefSeq and is a predicted model, not a curated record.
UGGCUGCUUACAUAUUGUGUGUAAUUGUGUGCCUUAAUGUGCGCUUGUCUCUCCCACAAGGGAACUGUCAAAAUCUCAUUACCAGUUGACAGAUCCCUCCCCCACCCUACAACUGAUUCAAUAGUGAAGUGAAAAGGAGGGAAGGCUUCGCAUUCUAUUCUUUGUGUGGCUCGUACUGCUUCGCCUGGUUUGACAGACCCGAGUAUGUGUAUAUACAGUAGAGAUAACCCACACAGGGCAUACAAUCAUUCUGACAGAUGGAGGGGGAGGGGUGAUCGUAGCGAGAAUGUUGAAGAGGCGUGGCAAAUGUGUAAGGGCCGACCGCACCCCUUCUGUUACGCAGCUGUCAUUGUAAGCGCUGGUGUGGUGGGCGUGGCGGUCAUCGGAUGCACCGGUCUCACGCAUCUCAUUCAUAUGCCAGACUAAGGAGGCGAGCGCUGGGUGUGCCAUUGGAAGGGGGAACCUAAAGGAACGCUCUAUUCACGGCGGGUACCGAAAAGGUGCGCGGUGUUUUCUGAACUCCUAGUGCGCUACAGUAGACAGGGUCCGGGUAACACGAGAUACUCUUUAAAGAAGCCGGUGUGCGGCUGGUUCAGCUGCUCCACGUAACUCUCACUACCUCUGAAUACCUAGUGCCUUACCCAGCGUCCACAUCAUGGAAAAAGAAAGUGAAAACGCCUCCUGUGCCGGCUUAUUGGACCAGACCAAAGAACCUGGCAGCCCUACUCAGAGCCGAAAAAACAAAAAACACAAGCUCUCUGUCUGCAGUAAAAUAUGUUUUGCCAUUGGAGGAGCUCCUUAUCAGAUCACUGGGUGUGCGCUGGGAUUCUUCCUACAGAUUUUUCUACUGGAUAUAGCACAGGUACCUCCUUUCUAUGCUUCCAUCAUUCUUUUCACGGGCAGGGUUUGGGAUGCCAUCACUGAUCCACUGGUUGGAUAUUUUGUCAGUAAAAGUUCCUGGACAAGAUUGGGACGACUGCUGCCAUGGGUUGUCAUUUCUACUCCCUUCGCUGUGGUUUCGUAUCUUCUCAUUUGGUUUGUACCUGGCUUCUCGGGGGUUUCAAUGGUUCUUUGGUACCUGGUUUUCUACUGCCUUUUCCAGACACUGGUUACGUGUUUCCACGUACCAUACUCUGCUCUCACAAUGUUCAUCAGCAAAGAACAAAGUGACCGGGAUUCUGCCACAGGAUAUCGUAUGACAGUGGAGGUCUUGGGUACUGUUCUGGGAACUGCCAUACAAGGACAGAUAGUGGGCAGAGAGGAUACACCCUGUGUAGACCACAUUUGGGAAACUCGCCUUUCUAACACUUCUUUGACUAUGCAAGAUCUCAACAUUACUCAUGAGGUGGAAUCCCUUUCCGGCACAAGGGAUGCCUACAUGAUUGCUGCAGGAGUCAUCUGUGCAGUUUAUGUGCUGUGUGCUAUUAUUUUGACUCUAGGAGUUCGUGAAAAAAGAGAUGCCUAUGAGCUGCUGUCAGACCAGCCGUUCUCCUUCUGGCAGGGUCUGAAGCUUGUUAUGUGUCACAAACCCUAUAUUAAGUUAAUUACUGGCUUCCUCUUCACAUCUUUGGCUUUUAUGCUGUUAGAAGGAAAUUUUGCUCUGUUCUUGACUUAUACUAUGGGAUUUCGAAGAGAUUUUCAGAAUAUCCUGUUGGUUGUAAUGCUCUCUGCAACUCUGACGGUUCCUUUCUGGCAAUGGUUCCUCACCCGUUUUGGAAAAAAAACUGCAGUCUAUUUUGGGAUUUCAUCUGUUAUCCCCUUCCUGAUCUUGGUGGUGCUGAUGAAGAGUAAUCUAAUUGUUGCCUAUAUCGUAGCCGUGGCUGCUGGACUCAGUGUUGCUGCAGCUUUCUUACUGCCAUGGUCCAUGCUUCCAGAUGUUAUUGAUGAUUUUAUUCUCCAGAACCCAGAUUCUCAUGGACAUGAACCCAUCUUCUUCUCAUUUUAUGUCUUCUUCACCAAGUUUGCUUCAGGAGUAUCUUUGGGGAUCUCCACAUUAAGUUUAGAUUUUGCAGGCUAUCAGACACGGGCCUGUUCCCAGCCAGAACAAGUGAACAUGACCUUGAAAAUGCUUGUCUGUGUAGCCCCAGUGAUACUCAUACUUCUUGGACUUUUACUCUUCAUACUGUAUCCCAUCAAUGAAGAGAAGCGGAAACAGAACAAAAAAGCCCUGCAGCUUCUUAGGGAAAGCAAUCGAGACUCGGAUUCAGACUCUUUUGAACUGGCAAGCAAUGUAUGACCAAGGCUUAGCGCUCUCUGUUGGUAGUCACAAGCAGAAAAUGCCAAGAAAGGAUGCAUUACGCCCUAGGCGAGUGGAUACCAGCCAUAACCUCCCUGUGCUGCUUCCUCAGGACUCUUCAUGUUCCUCUUGGGAUGUGUAGCAUCCCUGGUGCUAUAACUGCUAAGCACACACUGAGUGCUGCGAUCCUACAUAAUGUUGCACUAACAUAGGGAAAAUGUAUUAAAUUAAUUGUGAAUUUUCCAAGUGGUGUUUGUAUAUAAAGACUUAAAUCCCUUGAUCUUGUGGGAAAUGAAGAAUAAUAAGGUGCCUUUAUUGAAAAGUUCACUGUACACAUGAAACAAAUUUUGUAUAUAUUUGCAAGGUACGCUUGUGAGACCUUCCUACUUGUCAACAAACACUGGUAUUUGAUCACCUGUAUGUGUAUAGUAAGUGUAUGCAUUUGUAUUUAUAUAUGUAUGUAAAUUAAAACCAAGUCGGUCUUCAA